Aedes aegypti (yellow fever mosquito) is the source of this 2444-nucleotide messenger RNA. RefSeq lists its product as uncharacterized. Lineage: Eukaryota; Metazoa; Arthropoda; Insecta; Diptera; Culicidae. The record is from RefSeq and is a predicted model, not a curated record. Bases 337 to 2364 code for a protein of 675 amino acids. The transcript has 2 exons.
AUCAAGUUUUUGGCAUAAAUUAUAGUAUGGUUCUUUAAAUUUUCGCUGUUGAGGAACAUGGUUUCGAUUUAUCUGCACCUUAAGUAAAAGGGCUGUGAUGAUCGUAUUCCGGGUUCUCCAAUAAUUCGCAUGGGAUUUAAAACUUAUAAAUUUGGACAUUUUUAAACUAAACAGUAGUUUUUGAUUCAAAGAUAAAAAUAAAGUAAAAUAUUACAAACUCAUGCAUUUCCUAUGUAUACUAAAUGUAUUGUAUCUUUUUUAUUCUAGGAGCUAAUUGAUUCAAAUGAUCAGUUCAUCAAAUUCAAGACGAACGUUCGUGUUAAUGAUGUGCUGUUUAUGAUACUUAAUAUUUACAUUAAAUAUAAGCUACCGCAGCAAGGCGUAGAGCAUCUUUUGCGAAUGUUUAAUGUGAUUUCGAUGGGUAAUAUUUUUCCAGAGUCUUUCGAAUCGUUUAGAAAUAUGUUCCGAAAUGAUUACGAAAUGGAGCGCAUUUAUUUCUGUCAAAAUUGUCAGUACGGAUACACUGGUACACCCAGUGCAGAAACCAGGUGCCCGGUAACAAAUUGUAAUGCAAAAGAGAAAGAUUUCUUCAUUGCUUUCUCAUUGGAGCAACAAAUUCGGGAAACCGUUUUGAAAUAUUCUGAACAAAUCAACAAUUAUGAAAAAAACAUUAUUGAAAAUGAUAUUUGCGACAUCAAUAGAGGAACUCUGGCGCAGGCAACAAUAUCACGUGAAGACGGCCAAUUCAUAACGCUAUCAGCAAACGAGGACAGCGCGGCACCGUACAAAAGUACAACUAAAAAACCACUGUAUCCACUUUUUCUCACAGUCAACAAUCUGCCUCCUCAAUUGAGAUUUGACAAAAAUAACCUCAUGCUUGCUGCUUUGUGGUUUAACACGGGAAAACCUGAUAUGGCAUUAUUCCAUAAACAUUUCAUUCAGCAAACACGACGUCUCCGUAAGGGAAUCAAAAUUGGAUCCGAACACUACAAGAUUCUAGUUCUGCAAGAUUGUUUGGACUCGGUAGGCAGAUGCGAAGUGUUUUGUUCGAAGCAGUUUAAUGGGACAUUCGGCUGCACCAUAUGCCUUCACUCUGGAAAAUCCAUCAAUAAUCAAAUCAGGUAUCCUUACCAACGAUCCAGGCUCAGAGAUGAUAGUUCAACAAGAAAGCUAAUGCUAGAGGUUCAUAAUUCGGAAACGCAGAAGCCCAUGCUUGGCAUAAAAGGCUUGAGCGUUCUCACUGGUGUUCCUGAUUUCGACAUCAUUAGAGGAUUGCCUCCAGACUACAUGCAUUUAGUAAAUUUGGGCCUAAUGAAGCUGAUAUGGGAGCUACUUCUUGAAGGCGACGCUGAGAACAAAUCAAAACCUCAUCACAUUGGGAAACACAAAGUGUUGAUAGAACAGAGAUUGCAAAGUAUUCGAUUACCAAGUUGUUUUCCAAGACGGAUAAGGAGUAUAUCUGAACAUGCCAUAUUCAAGGCCAGUGAAUGGGAAACUCUUCUGUUUCACUGUAUUUAUCCUUGUUUUAACGACCUCCUGCCGAACAAGUAUAUGCAUCAUUUAAUGCUUCUGAGUUCCAGUAUAUUUCAGCUUCUCGAGUUCAAAAUUUCCAGAAUCACUAUCUCAUCUUGUGAAAAAAAAUUGGAUUUAUUCGUAAAGGAUUUUGAAAAGCAUUACGGUACAAAGAACAUGGUGUACAAUGUACAUUUAACCUCUCACCUGGCUCAAACCGUAAGAAAUCUUGGUGCUCUUUGGAAUUCUUCACUAUAUCCUUAUGAAAACGGAAACAGCAUGCUAAUAGGUUUUCAGACUUCGAAGAAUCAUCCUGUUCUUCAGGUUUCUCAAAAGUUCCUAUUGAAUAGGAUAUGUCGUUUUGGUGAGGUGAAGAAUUCACUUGCGAAGGAUUGGAUUUCGAAAGUCUGGAGUCCCAUGCACCAAAAGAUAGAGUUUAGUCAACAUAAUUUAUCAAUAUUACCCGAUCAUGUAGAUGUAAGUACUGAGCUAAAAAGAGUUGAGUUCUGCGAUAUCGGAAAGUAUCAUUACAAAGGCAUUAGAAUUUGUUCAAAAGAUGUGUGCAAAAACUUCAAAUAUGAUGAUUCAUUUAUUCAUGUUAACGGUGAUUUCUUAAACAUUGAUCGCCUGCUAAUAGAUAAAAACAAAAAUGCAUAUGUACUUGGCACAAUUUUAAAAACCACAAAAAUAUUUGAGAACAUGUUUAUGUAUGAGUUAUCAAAUACUCAAAAACUAAGUAGCAUAAACAAUACACUUCGACUAUGUGUAAAUGUAGAAAUUGUAAUGGAUGGUGAACCAAAAGACACAUUAAAAUACGUUUCGCUCUGCAAAUCAAAAACGCAGAUAGAUUAAGUAAAUUAUAUGAAUAAAAAAAUAAAUCAAAUAUGUAUGGGUCUAGAAGAAAAGGAAAAUUUUCAAAUAAUGUAAAUUAU